UUUUUUUGUUUUUCUUCAUCUUUUUCAGUUAAUUUAAUUAAAAAAUGCAACACAAAAGGAUCGGAUUUUCAUCAUUCCCCGUCCAAAUACCUUCUUCUCUUCCAUCAUUCCCCAUUCCUCCUCCCCCACUACUUCCAACUUCAUCACUUUCUCUUCCAAAUUCUUCACUUUCUCUUCCUUCUCUUCUACCUCCUCCAAAAAAGAAAGAAGCUUCAAAAAGACGAAGAAGAUCGUCCUUUUCUUGUGAUGGAACGAAAAAAUUAAUUCCUUUUACAGAGGUAGAAUGGAAGUAUGUUCAACGAAAGUUUAUGAAUGAAGAUCAGCACACUUUGAGGGAGUUGACAAAUAUUAUGAAUAUGUGGUUGGAUAGAAUGUGGCAUGAUACUCCCGUUUUUAUUAGUAUUUCUGAAUUAGUCCUCAGAGCUCUUGUGCUAGAUCAAAAACGUCAUGGUGCUAAAGGAAGUGGAUUGGAUAAUGCGGAUGUUGGAUUAAUUCUUUGUUCGGUUAUUAUAAGAUUUGUAAAUUAUGUAAACGAAGUUUGUCAACCAGUAUUACAUAAAAUUAGCAUAAGAAAUGCAGUUGGAAAGAUGGAUAUUCCAAAUUGGAUUGUUAACCUUAGACACCAGGCGACUCACGGGCAAAUCCCUCCAAUGAGUAUGUUGAAAGAGGCUAUUAAAUUUUGUCGAAAAUGGCUUUGGUUCCAACAUUGGUCAAAGCCUCUCACAGAUGCAAUUAAACAAACUUUGCCUGGAGAGUAUGAAGAACAGAUUCAACUAUUGCAGUCUCAUUUAAAUAAUCGCAUGUGCAACGCCCUUCAACGUUUUCGUGAAUGGAGGCGUUUGAACCCAACUUUAACAGAAUUUCCUUCAGCCAAUUCCAAUUCCCCCUCAACCUCCACUUCCACCUCUCCCAGUAAUGUAUCAAUUCGAAAUUCGUUUGAAAGUUUGUUAGAUUCACAUGAAGAAAGUUUUAUUCCCUUUUUUGCCCUCACUUGUUUGGCUCAAAAUUCAGCAGAUGAUGACAAAAGUUCAAUUAGUAGCGAAUUGGCUGAGUCUGAGGAUGAUAUUUUUGUAGCAGAUAGUAUGGACGAGGGGGAAUUUUUGCAGGGAAAUUUGUUUUCCCAACAGAAACAUAUUGGGAUAAUUUCUGCUGAAGAACAAUGUUGUUAUAGGUAA
Molecule: messenger RNA, 1175 nt
Organism: Meloidogyne enterolobii
Lineage: Eukaryota; Metazoa; Nematoda; Chromadorea; Rhabditida; Meloidogynidae
Source: the annotation of a GenBank genome assembly